AUAUUAGCGACUCAAGAGCAAACAUGAUCAUGUUAUGAAGCGCUGCGUAGACGAAGGUCAAUAUUGAUAUCGACGCAGAUGACCGCAGCCCCAUCCUGACCAAUCAGCGGCAGAGUUCCGCUCUGGACGAAAUAGGGUUAUAUGGGCGGAAUUCACCUUCGAUGUAUUUCUCAGCACCAACAGGUUAUCAAUCUCUAGAUUACCUUAAUGUUGAGUAGCCGGAUAUAUCCCGCAGGCGAUUACCACGAGGGCUACAGGAUGUGAUACCUGGACUACAACGGGGCGUAUAUGAACCAUGAUGACUGUCAGCCGUGGCUGCACGCCCUCAUUUGACUCGACGAGCUCGCCAGAUUCGCUGUUGUCGAAUUUAAGUCCAAGCUUACCACUACCUUAAACGAGCGAAAGGCAGACACCAUGAGUGUCACCCCCAUUGCUGUCACCGGAGCGAGCGGUGGUGUUGGUGGAUUCGUUGCGCGCGACCUCGCCGCCCGCCAGCUCCCCCAGCGGCUCCUGGUCCGCACUCCCAGCAAGGCGCCGAAACUACCUCACAGCGAGGUACACCAGUCCAGCUACAGCGACCAUGCCGCCGCCAGCGCAGCACUGAAGGGCGUGCACACGCUAUUAAUGGUCUCAGCCUCCGAGAGCGAAAAACGUCUCAACCAACACCGCUCCUUUGUCGAUGCCGCCGUGAAAGCCGGCGUACGGCAUAUCGUCUACACCUCCUACAUAGCCGCUGCACCAGAUGCCGUCUUCACGCUCGCACGCGACCACUACGUAACGGAGGAAUAUAUCAAGUCCAGCGGCAUGCGCUGGACCUUUCUGCGCGACAAUUCCUACAUCGACUUUAUGGAAUCCCUAGUCGGCGCAGACGGUGUCAUUCGCGGCCCGGCAGGCAGCGGUCGCGUUUCGAUCGUCGCCCGCGAGGACGUUGCUCGCCUUGCCGCCGCUGUGCUCGCCGACCCAGAUUCGCACGCUGGAGUUACAUAUGAUGUCACUGGUCGUGAGGCACUGUCCAUGUCGGACGUCGCUGAGAUCAUUAGCGCAGUUCGCGGUCGCGACGUACGGUUCCACAAUGAGACCAUCGAAGAGGCUUAUGCUUCUCGUGCAAACUAUGGUGUCCCGGACUGGCAGGUCGACGCCUGGGUUAGCACGUAUGUUGCCAUUGAGAGCAACGUCAUGGCGCCUGUCUCCAAUGCAAUCCAAUCCGUUACUGGAUGCGCGCCGAUGACGCUUGCCGAGUACCUGACUGCCAACCCCUAAUAGAACAGUAUAAGUUGCAACUUGAACGGGCAUUUGCGACGCUGCACUGCUGCAGCAUGUAUGCAGUCAAUGAUAAGACAUUACAAUAUGACUGACAUUCCGAGAAGAAGCUCGUUCUUCCUGAGCUCUAUCGUUACUGGAGCUUACGCUAGGAAAAUACAAACUGGAAUUCCUGUGCAUAUCAU
Messenger RNA from Alternaria alternata, 1445 nucleotides. Its product is annotated as NAD(P)-binding protein. The record is from RefSeq and is a predicted model, not a curated record. The coding region runs from base 415 to 1260 and encodes 281 amino acids. Lineage: Eukaryota; Fungi; Ascomycota; Dothideomycetes; Pleosporales; Pleosporaceae. The transcript has a single exon.